UCAUUUCUUCCUCGGUGGCCAUUGUUGUUUCCAACUUUAGCGUUUUUUUUUUUUUAGCAGCGGGAAGCUAACAGUGUCUCCCCGAGGCCUCGACAACACCACACAGCUCACCUCACCAUAGCUGGGAUUAACUAUCAUGUAGCGCAGACUGCGUCCACACACACUGAGCUGUGAUAAAUAUUUAUAUGUGUGUUUGAAAGCGAGGUUAUUUAUCUAUCCGCCGUGCUAAGCUAACGGUAGCUCUGCGUUGCGUUCACGUAACGUUACCGGGGCGUGGAAAAAAGGGCAGACAGGAUCCCUUAUGAGGAGCUUUACGAUGUGUCCUGCCCAGACUCAGCUGCUCUGCUGCUGCUGCUUCACACAUCCAUGAGGACCACAGCCUGGUCUUAGAUGGAUGACCCCGACCCUGACCGGGACACUACAUGAAUUUAUAGUUUCUCUUGACCGAGACUUAACAAGCGACCAUGUCUGUCUCCACGGUAUUGGCAAAGGCGCUGUUUGACAACACGGCAGAGAGCCCGGAGGAGCUGGCUUUCCGAAAGGGAGACAUCCUGAUGGUGCUCGAACAGGAGCAGAGUGGCGGGCCGGGCUGGUGGCUCUGCUCCCUGCACGGCAGGCAGGGGAUCGCCCCUGCCAACCGCCUUCGACUCCUCCAGACCGCCCCGCCCCCAGGUCAAGACGUCCGUCAUGAGGACGCAGUCUACUUGUCUCCUGGCUCCCCGCUGGCUCGGACUGCUGUCGGCGGUAGCGCAGAGGACGUAGAUGGAGUGUAUCGUUCCCCGCCGGCUGUGGGUGAGGGACGAGGAGUUGGAGCUGGCUCGAGGCCCGGGGAGCUCCGCAGAGUCGAGGGGGGGCGCCCACGCUCGCACUCCAGCUCUGGCACUAGGCCCAGGCCUGACUGGGACCUUGGGGUGGCGGGGCGUCCACGCUCGCCCUCUCUGAGAGGACGAGGCACAGAAGUGACAGGAACACUUUAUCAGACUCCGGUAAGCCCCAUGCCUUCAGCAGCUCAGCUUGCCAGGCAGCCAGGAGCGCUCAUGGCUCCAGAAUCGGUGUACCUCGCCCCCACUGGAGUUCCAAGGGCUGCUGAUGAACCAGAGGACACUACAUAUCUAGUUCCUAGAGAAACACUAACAACAGGACACUCGGACGACUGUUACUUGGUGCCAAAAGGUACACCGCUCGCAGGUGACGAUGUUUACCAAUCACCAACAGGAGGAGUUUUGGCCACCACUGGCUGCUCUAAUGGCCCCUCCGUCAUAGCUGGAACACCCGGUACCCCACAGCCUAAAGUGAGCCAGGACACCCCUGGGAUGUACCAAACGCCCACCCCUAUGGGAGCAAGCCUUCACAGGACUCCUGCCACAGUUCUGGCCCACCAGCACCCAUCUUCACUAACUCCCGUGCAAGCAUCUCCUAGACCUCUUCUCAAGGGAGUUCCACCCAACCCCGCCGUCUCCCGGGGCAAACCCAGCAUGGCCUGUCACCGGGGGUCCCCUUUGCUGGUCAGAGCAGGACAGAUCAGGGUUCCCGGAUCACCGAACUUUGCCCGCAAACCUCCUCCACCUGCACCUCCAGUGAGGGGAGUCACCAGGAAGGACGCUGCCCCAGAUUCUGCCUCCAAACCCAGCGUUCAGGUCACUCCUGCAAAGCUGCAGCAAGACGUAGACAAACAGAGGGGAACUCCUCCGAGCAGCGAGGAAAGGAUGAACAAUGGUCUGGAGAAAAGCAACAACGUGCAGAACAAAACCGGGGAAAGUCAGGAUUACUCAGAUCCUGCGGACGAUCAGGUGUAUGACACCCCUCCGAGUGGCAGGUGGCAGCGUCCUGUCCCAUCUUCCCUUGGCGACGAUGACGGCAUCUAUGACACCCCUCGUAGUGUCCCACCACAGCUGGACUCUGAGACCGAGGUCUACGAUGUCCCCACCAUCACCCUGAACGUGUCCACGGCAGACAUCCACCCCGAUGAAGUCGAUGACGAUGUAUACAGUGUCCCUACGCUUCCCGGUGUGCCUCUGGGCCCGGGGGAGUCCAUCACCAGCCUCUGUAGCGAGGAAAGCAUCCAGGUCGGACAGGUCUAUCGCGUUCCCAGUUCUGAGAAACGAGCCAGCGGCGGAGGUCAUAACGGGGACUUGUCCGAGCCCGACUGCGGCAUCUAUGACAUGCCUGCGUUGACUUCCGAAGUGCUCCCUCACUCUUUGUCGUCGUCCUCCACCUCUACUCGCCGCCUCUCCGUCUCCAGUAACGGCUCAGGCGACGUGCAGUGGCGAGCCUCGCUUUCCAACCUUGUCCACUCGGUGCUGAGCACGCUCUCCUGCUCGCCCUCCGCUCUGUCGUCGCGGGACCUGGCCACCUCGUUGGCUGAAAUCCUGUCCACCUGGAAAGCCAGUCAUUCGGAUGACCCCCCGCCGCCUCUUCAGCAGGCGUGGGCUCGGCUGUCGAACCUUCUGGCGGAGCUCUCCGCCGUCGGCACCGCUCCUCCAUCUGAAGGACACUUGUUGAAGGUCCAGCGCUCGCUUGAGGAAAGCGCCCUGCUCUUGCAGGCUCAGGGCCGUCCCCGUCUGCCUUCCCAAGAAUCCCUCUCUCGCAGGCCACUGCCCGCUCUCCCAGUGCCCGACGGAAAGUCGUCUGGAGGUGGGAUGGGCUCCCGUAAAGGUAGCUGGAUCCAGGAGAGGCCUCUGCCACCAACCCCUCAGCCUGCCUUCCCUUUACCUCCCACUCCAGCGACCGUGACGCUGACGGUCGGGCCUGUCGAUGGAGAAGAUGACCCCAGCAAUGAGUACGCAGGGAUCGGCUUGACUCCCAUCCCUGCACCAGUACCUACGGGAGACAGUGUUGGAUACGUGAAGCUGCAGGGUAAACCCGAGCCACCUCCUGACACCAUGACCGAGAACGGACAAACACAAACUAUCACUGCAGAGCAGAGGCUGACUCCGUCCCCUGGUCUCCCGGUGUCCCUCUCCCUGGAAGACUCGGAGCUGCUGUCUUUUUACUCCUCUCAGAGCCUCGCUCACCUGUCCUGCCUGGCAGACGCCAUCGACGUGCUCUUCAGCAGCGUCCAGGGGAACCAACCGCCCCGCAUCUUCGUCGCCCGAGGGAAGAGUCUCAUCGUGACGGCGCACAAGCUCGUGUUCAUCGGGGACACGCUCUCCCGCCUUCUCACCUCUGCCGACCUCCGGGCCAAGAUCACAACUUCCGGGGGACGACUCUGCCAGGCCUUGAAGUCAGUCGUCGUGGCAACAAAGGGCGCCGCACAAAACUACCCAUCAGUAUCCGCCACCCAGGAGAUGGUGGACCGCGUCGCCGAGCUCUCCCAGCAAGCAGCCGGCUUCUCCACUCUGCUCCAGCGUCUGGCAGAAAUAUCUUCGUGAUAUUAUCGCUUACGUAAAAAGAAAAAAAAAACUCUGUUUACACUACACCUAUAUUUUCCCUCUUUGAAAUGCCUUAUUUGUUGUUUUGUUUUGUUCGAACGGGAUCGACGCUAGCGAAGUUUGAAUGCUGGAACAAGUGUUUUCAACCUCGCUGCAGCUGUUACUAAGCUGGGUUUGGACUGUGUUGGUUCUGUCUCUGCAAAGUGUGUGUUGGUUUGCCUUUUGUUUAUAUACUGACCUCCGUGCUUUGAUGCCAGGCACACUUGUCUUUUUGAGUGUUAACUUAUUGAAUAUUUGAAGCCCCCGCCAUGGCUUUGAGCGUCUGUGCGGACUGCUUAUCUUGGGAGCUUUUGCUUUAUUGUGUUUGCCAUAUUUUUUCCCCCCUUCACAUGAUAGCCGCUUUUCCUUCCUUCCUCUUAUUUAUUUAGCCAUCCCUCCCCUCUCUCCAGAAAUAGCCCAGAAGGAGACCUUACAUCCUGGUUCUGACCUACUUUUUUUUUUUACUGUGAUACUUUGAAGUCUUUUUGUGAUCUUUCAUUGAGAAACUGUUGAAGCAGCACACUGAGUGUUUGGGGGAGAUUAAAAUGGGACAAGUGGAGUGGGAAGUUUGCUCGACUUCCAUCCUUUAAUCUGUGCAACUAUAUGUUGUGUUUUGUGUAGAAAGCAAAGAUUAACUGCAGUACGGCGGAUUACAAGAAGCAUCUCUUGUCUGAUCGGUUCACAUAAUAACUGAGAAUCAAUGCAGCGACAUGAUUAAUGGCAGAUAGGUGAGAAAUUGCCUCAUCCUGUUCUUUCUCACAGUCACAUAGUCGCCUGGCAAUACACGAGGAACCUGUUCACCGAGCUCACCUGUCUCCACAUGCCUUUUUUUUAAUGCUUUGCUUUUCAUUUUCCCGCAAGAUGAUCACCUGCUGUCAGCAGCGCUUUAGUCACAUCUUGCUUUGACAAGUUUCAAGUCACACACUAAAGGAAACGAAGGUCAUAACAUAUCAUAUCGCCCAGCGUCAGACUCUGAAGCUGUGGUGGACUGGAAGUUGAACAAACAUUUACACUACAAAUCUUCACACGUUGGCCCGGCUUCAUCCUUCUUUGGUGCUCUUCGAAGUCGGAUCGUAAUACUUGAUCCGUGUCGUCAAUCAUAUUGCUUAACCUGUUUUUUAUUUUUCAGAUCCAAAUCAGUAUCACCGGGGCAUUGCGUAAUCGUCCCCUCAGCUGUGGCUCAGUUUAAAUCAUUCUUUCUCUGAGGGAGUACUCCUGCUUUUACAUUUUCUCUGUUGCGGAGCCACCUUGUGGAGGUUUUGAAGUAUUACUUAUGAAUGAAUACCCCCCUGCCAAAAAAAAAACAGGCUCUAUAAUGUAUGUAUGUAUGAAGAGAGCAUGACUGGCAAGUAACCUUUAGCUCUAUAUUUAUUAUUGUCAGUUUUUAGGUUCUUUGCUUUCCAGUUUGCAUGGCUUUAAUUUGCUUACGUUUUUAUAUAUGCACACAUCCUACACCAGGGGUGACUUUACUGGGUAAUGUUUCUUUUGUUACAGUUAAAAAAAAAAAUUAUGGCUGUAUUUUCUUUUGUACAAGAACUUUUUUUUUUUUUACACUAUGAACUCAUUUGAGUCCUCUGUUCUCCAUGUUUGCUGAGGUAUAGAAGUGAACCCUUUCUCCUACAGUGAGCAGACCUACACCUCUUUUUACUUAACACUACAUUCGAUUGUCUGUCUUGUAUUCCUGUUCUCAGAAUGCACAAAUACAUCUUUUUUGCAAUUAAA
Molecule: messenger RNA, 5132 nt
Organism: Larimichthys crocea (large yellow croaker)
Lineage: Eukaryota; Metazoa; Chordata; Actinopteri; Sciaenidae
Gene: efs
Product: embryonal Fyn-associated substrate
Exons: 8
Coding region: 465-3371 (968 amino acids)
Biological process (GO): cell migration; cell surface receptor protein tyrosine kinase signaling pathway
Cellular component (GO): plasma membrane; cytoplasm
Molecular function (GO): protein binding
Source: RefSeq, a predicted model, not a curated record